Bicyclus anynana (squinting bush brown) is the source of this 9406-nucleotide messenger RNA. Its product is annotated as TP53-binding protein 1. The record is from RefSeq and is a predicted model, not a curated record. Gene Ontology annotation, molecular function: histone binding. Gene Ontology annotation, cellular component: nucleus. Gene Ontology annotation, biological process: DNA damage checkpoint signaling; positive regulation of transcription by RNA polymerase II. Lineage: Eukaryota; Metazoa; Arthropoda; Insecta; Lepidoptera; Nymphalidae. The transcript has 11 exons. The coding region runs from base 257 to 3925 and encodes 1222 amino acids.
GCAACACCGGCCAAAUCAACAAGCGGCCGUACUUGUUCGAAUUUGAGAUAAAAUCAUAAAAUAAUUGUUUAUUCAAUUAUUUUCCUUACUUUUUAUUGCCAGAUAUACACAGUGAAUUCAUAAAGUGUUGGCUGAUUUGCCAUUUUUCUUUUGCAUGCGGAUUUAUCAUUGUUUUUCGCCUUAGUACAAGUGACAGAUGUUUCUACAAUAAAACGCGCCAGUUUUUGGUGAAUUAAAGUGAAGUUCCUCUAAAAAAAUGGAAGAACCCAGUAAUGAACCUAUUGAUAUUGAAUCAGCACCAGGAGAACCAGAUACUGUUAAAACGCCAUCUGAACCAGCUAUUCCAGAAACCAAAAAUGUCUCCCAAAAUCUUUUCCCCGACAGUCCUGUUUAUGAACCUGAAGAGGAUAUUACACUCCCAGAAGAAAAUGUUAUGGUUGAAACAACUAAAGAAGAACAAAAGCCAAAAGAUGAUAAUCAAACUAUAAAUACAAAAAGAAAGCUAUCAGAAGAAGCCCCUGACAGUAGUGCGAAAAUCCAAAAAUUAGACUUGGCGGAUGAAGAGAUUGCUGUAUCAACACAAACAUUAGAUGACGAAGUAUCGGAGAUUACGAGUGUAGCGAAACGCAAAUUGCAAGAUGAAUUACCAUCAACUUCGCGGGUUCGUACCCCAGGAAGGGCAAGUCCGAGAAAAGUGAGGAAACGAAGUGAAAGUGUUGACAAGCUUACUCCAAAAACACCAAAGACUCCCAAAUCUCGAUCAGCCAGUGUUGACAUAGUAACUAAAGGCCGUAAAACGCCCCAGCGUAAAGAACUAUUAGAGCCGUUGAAACAAAAAAUAGAAGAGAAAGAUGUAGUUGUCAUUUCUUCUGAUAGUUCAAGUCGUCUUAGUGUAGAAUUCGUCGCAGAGAUACCCCCACCGAAAAUACCUGAGACAAUUGCUGAGGAAAAUACUCCAGAAAACCUUGAUGACUCACAAAGUUUCCAUCUAUUAUUAGACGAAAGCGAAAGUUCUAAUGAAGAAAAACCUAAAGAUGUAACUGAAGUACUAAACAAAACCAUAGAACCAGUUGUUAUACAAGAUAGCAACGAAGAACAUGUUGAUCCUGUCGUGAUAAACGAACCCAAAAACGAUGAACUAAAUGAGGAAUUUAACAAUAAAUCGCAAAUAACAAAAGAGUCCAAUAGUGGGAAAACAACUGAUCUAGAAAGUACUGAUAGUGUAUGUUCUGGUAUAGACAGCCCCGAAAAUCUUCCAACUGUGGCUUCGAAAUUAAUUUCGAAGUUAUCAAAUGGAAAUUCUUCUACACCAACAGAAUUGAACACCAAACUGGGUGAUGAUGAUGUUACACCUGAUAUGGCUAAAUUGAAUGGCAAUAAGGGCAAAAGGGGCAAAAAUGAAUCUUUCAGAGUCAGCAACGCAACAACUCCUUCGACCAUAUCUCCUUUGCAAAAUGGCCACUCUUUGCCAAUAAAUACACCACACAUACCAGUUUUUGAUGUUCAUGUCAGCCACAAUGAAGAUUGCGAAUUUCUGUCUUUAUACGUCGUUCGAACUGACAAUGACGUGGGAUUGGAUAUGUGUAAAGAAUACCAAAGGAUUUCCAAGAGAUUUACUAUUGAUCCAUAUCUAGCUGAUGUUUCAGUCAACAACUCCCCAUCCAGUGUUACCAGUAUGGGAAUGGUGAAUUUGCCCAACAGAUCCUCAUUUGUUUCCACUGUCAGCUCAACAUCAUCUUCUAGUACACGAACAAGCGACGGAGCGUUCGUAGUUCCUCAACCACCGCGAAAAUCCGUUUCAAACCCAUCGUCUACCGUCAAAGGAUAUGAAGCCCUAAUGAAGAAACUGCAAGACUUAUUUUCGCAUAUCCGAGAAACGUCUUUAUCAGAAGCUAACCGUUCGAUGAAUGACGAUAAAAUAUCUGUGGGGAUUCAAGCUUCUUUAUCAAAUGAAACGGUUUUCAGCAACGGUAACGCAAGUCCCGAAGAAGUUAACAAAUGCGACAAAGCGACACCGAAAAGUUCUUUGAAAAAACGCGUCAGAGGCCGGCGGCCUAUAGCAGGGAAGACCAAACGGGCCUUAUUGCCAACUCAACACGAAGAAGUGGAAUACAUGCACGGGAUGAAUUCUCCCGAAAUGGUGCCAACUAAUGGUGAUAGUGGGAAGAUUUCGCCUGUCAAAUCGCCGAAAGAGGAAAAACCACUGUCCACUUUAAUCGGAACUCCGAAAUCAGUUACCAAGUUGAAGCAGAAGAAAAGACCUACUUCGCCAAGACCUGCCACACCGGUUGAAAAGGCUGUAGUGAAAGUGGAAUAUCCCGGUUAUCCACCCGAUACUGUUGUUUUGGCAAAGUGGGUGGACAAACGUUACUAUUCCGGCAAAGUAUUGGAAAUUACUGAGCCGAACAAAUACUUGAUCAAAUUUGAUGAUGGUCAGAGCAAGACUUUGUUGGACGACUUCAUAAUUUUUGGGGACACUAAGAAGUUGCCGCUGCAAGGACAGUCGGUGUAUGCCAUGGUUGACGAAGAACAGAAUUAUGAACCAGGUCUGGUGCUGGAGUCUGAAGAAAAUGAGAAUGGCACAGUAGCGUAUCGAUGCACAACUGAUGGCGAUACAAUAGUGAUGGUAACAGCCAGCGAGCUGUACCUCACCGAGGACCAAGCGCGCUCGCUCAAAGACUCAGCUCGCUCCCGUUCGCCUACCUCGCCCGCCACGCCGCGCCGCCGACACAACAGGGAGUUGGACCUCGACAACAUUAUACACGGCCCGAGAAGCGCUAGAAGUCGAGAUAAGGGAACCUCAAGUGCCAAGAAACGUGUUACGUCACCAAAGAGUCCGAAAGCUUCUACCUCAGGGUUAAAAACUAAGAGCACUCCAGUGGGUCGCAAACGCCUCGCCAGUGAGAGCAGCGAGAUGAGCGAAAGUAGCAACUCAGCGCCGCCGGUGAGGCUGGAAGAGGUCGCUGGGGUUGAACCCGAGGUGCAGAGGACCCCGCGAAAGAUUGAUGGGGUCAAAGCCGGUCCACUUCAGCUGAAAGGCGCGGCGAAGCAGAACAUAGGCAAGAAGAACUCCAAGCUGAACAAAUUUGAGAAUGACGAGGACACGGUGUCGACACUCGGCCCCAUCCCCGGGGUAGACAGCAAACUGUUCGCCGGCCUGUGCUUCCUGCUCACCUGCACCGAGCCGCCCAAACCUGCCAAAUCAAAGAAAGAGCAAAACCAGGAAACCCGCCACUACUCUUCGGAGGAGGAUAGCGAGACCACGUCCACAAUGGCGGGCACGGACACCGAAGACCUGGAGUUCUGCAACCGGCCCUUCAACAAGGAACGCCUUAAGGAACAGCUGGAAGCUGGCGGUGGCACUGUUUACAGCCAUUUCGACGACGUGCCAAAGAACAAGUACCCCAACUGCAAACUCAUAGCGCCACGCCCGUGUCUGACGGCCAAGUACAUCCAGUGCCUCGCCGCCGACAUUCGCGCCGUGUCCCACGCGUGGGUCAUCAUGAGCUGCAUAAACUGUCGCCUGAUGGACGUGGACGCUUACAUCCUGCCCUCCGGAUAUUCUAUACUGAAGAAGAAAUAUAUGAACUGGGUUCAGUCAUCCGGCAAACGCAACACAACAUUCCUCAAGGACAAAGUGAUCCUCCUGUGCGGUGACCAGGACAUGUUCGUCAAAUUCUGGGAAUGUGUCUGCACUUUUGCCGGAGCCACCACUAGAGUGGUCAACGAGGAAGAUAUAAACACCACCGGGGCAUCAGUACUGGUCACCGACUGGGACUGUCCCCACGAGAUCCAGAAUAAGGCUAACCAGGAUAGCAUCCCACUGGUGUCAACGACCUGGGUGGUCCAGUGUCUCAUCGAAGCGAGAUUCAUCGCACCCACCUCCCACGAUAAGUUCUCAUUUAUGUAUGCGGAGCCAGAAUGAUCCUGGGACUUCAAAAAAGUGCUCAUUAUACGUGAAUAUUGACACAUAGUGAGUCAAGCGACAUGUGGACGCUUUCUAGUGGUUUAGUGUAAAGUGAUGUGCUUGCGUUUUCAAUGGAGUUUGAUUCGGCUGUUUGAUUUUGGUGACAAAUACUAUUAUGAACAUUUUUGUAUGGAAAAGUGGUAUCUAUGGGUAGAGGACACAUACAAACUAAAAAUGUUAAGUGACAUGUUACUCUAGGGUGUCACGUUACUGAAAUAAAUUGACCGAGUUAAAGAUCGACAUAUACUCAGAGGCACAGUUAUUCGCCCACUUUUAUAUGACGCGAAUAUAUUAAAGUGGGCGGUUCAUUGAUAUUAUUAUUAUUAUUAUGAUCACUACUCAUAAUAAUAUACAUCAUUUAAAAUUGACUAUUUAUGUACUUUAGAUGUCUUGGUCACGUCACACAGGCAGCGUGACGGUGUUCACGCUGCCUAACAAACAACUGAGCUCAAAUCAUCAAAUACUCUCUUAUUUAUACCAUCACUGUUGCAAAAACUUCGUACAAAAACCUUUAAAUUAAAUACAAAUUAAAUAAGUUCACUUUACAGACUAUAUUUGCAAUUUUUACUAGUCUGUGUCCUCUACUAUUUUCAAUGUGUGCCGCGAUUUCGAAAAAAAAGAAAAUGGCGGCAGGUCGAUUAAGACCUUUGUCUCACUUUUUUGUUGUAAUUUAUGAACGUUUCACAAAAAUCAUGAUUUUUUUACAAUAAUAUUAAGGUAGUCAUUUUUUUAAAUUCUAUUAAGUUUAUUUACAUUAAGUUACUAGUGAUGUGAAAGAUGCUGACAAAAUCAUGUAGUGUUUUAUGUUUGUUAUUUUUUUCCUAAAUAGUGUAAGGUAUGCUAUUUGCUUUGAAAAUGAUUUUUAUUGAUCAUUUUUACUGUACAUAUUUUUUUGUUUUACAUAAAAAAAAUGUCAAAUUAGGAAAAUAGAUUUUUUUCCUUGACAAUGACAUGUUUUCCGAUGUGGUCACAAACAAGCACUAAACUUAUAUUUAAAAAAAUAUAUUUUAUUCUAUAUUUUUCAGAGUUUCAUGCCAACAUUUCAAUAGAUUCAACAUUCCUUAAACAUAGUAUAUAUAUGACGAACAGAUUUUGAUGAUUCAAGAGCUUUGAAAGGCCUACUUGAAUAUACUAAUGUUAUGACAUAUUUCUAUGAUAAAUAUACUUAAAUUAUAUAAUAAUUCGUCAUAUUAUUAUAAAGAUUAUGAUUAUAUAACUAUUUAAUGUGACAUUUUCUACAUACAAACGUUUAUGUAUGUCAUAAGUAUGGUCUAUAGAUAUAAUCUGUCAUGCCAACAUAUUCCUUUACUGAUUAAAUGUACAAGACUUUGACUUAGAUGUAUUAUAAAAAAAUACUUUAAUUAUUUCUAUCCUUUUCACUCACAUUAAUGAAUUCAUAUGUGGGAUAAGGAUCAGCAGUAUUUAAGUAUUUUUUUUUCAAUAAUGCUAUUAGUGGUAAGGUUUAAUUAAAAUGUAUGCAUUUAAUGUUAUUGCCUACGUCACAUUUUUGGAAAAGUCAGAAAACAAUCUAUAGAACUUGUAAUAGCCACACUUACCUCAUUUUUUUCAAGUUCAAAAUUAGUCAGUCAAAGCUCCAAUAGGCUAGUUGACACUUUUUUUUGUAAAACGGUCUUAAAUUGUUCAUCAGUGUUCUACAAGAUUGAAAAAUUUUUUUUAGGACAUGAAUAUUGACAGUACAAGCCAAAACGAUAUUAGCCUAUGAUGGUCUAUAUUUUAACUAUUCUCUUCUUCUUCUAACUAUAUAUUGUGACGUCACGUUAACACUAAACCAAACGAAGUGUUUGACAAAAUUAUUAGUUAAUAAUUAGUUUAGUGACAUCAAGUAACAUCGUGACGUCACAAAAUGGACGACAACGUUUUUGACGUUUGGUAAAAUACAUAAUUUUUAAAUUAAGUUUUCUAUGAAAUCCUUAACUUUUAUUAAUUGAUAUUAAUAUAUUUUGAACCCUUAUUCCAUGUAAAACACUUAAUUAAUAUUGUUUAUAAUAAAUUUGAUAUGAGUCAACUUCCCUAAUACGGAGUUUGAACCAUUUUGGCUUUAGAAGUUAGGUAGGAAGGAGGUUUAAAAUCCUCAGUCGAAAUGAGGUAAGUGUGACUGUCGCAGGCCAGUCCAAUAUGUGACAGGCUUUAAGAUGUCAAUGUUCUCUUGCAUCAAAGAAUUAAUGUGUUUGUAUGUGAUUAAUAUAUAAGUUUACAUGUAAAAUAAUGAUAUUAGGUGUUAUUAUAGUGUUAUAAAAUGCUACUAUGACUUGUAGGUGUAUAAGACUUUUCAGUGUUCAUAUAUCAUGAAAAUUCCCUAUUCUCCCACUAAGGAGUAAAGGGAUUAUUAUUUAUUACGUAAUAAAUGUUUUCCUGAGACUUGAGAAUCAACUUAGUAGUCCAUGAUGGCUCAGUUUGAUUGAAUUCAUUCAUGAAAUUAAAAUGAAAAAAGUUCGCAAAAUCAGAUCACUGUUUAACAAUCCUAUAAAAUGGUAUACUUAGAAUAGAUGUUUAAAGUUUAUCAUACCAAAUGUAGGUUAGAUUAAAAUGUAAGACAUUUUAUGUUUUCUCUAUUUCUUGUGGCUAUUUGAGGUAAAAUUAAAAUGAAAUCAAAUCUAUGAGGCCAGAUUAAAAUAAAAUCAAAUCUAUGUUUAAGGCCUUACCUACUCUAGGGUGCGCCUAUUAAAUACGUCACACGUUAAGGGGCAGAGGAAGAGAUUGCCGAAGUUUGAAAUUGUAAUUCAAAUUAUUAGACUCUUUAAAGGUCAGAUAUAAACUAUAAUGACCGAAACUAUGGGUUUAACCUGCUCUCUGGGGCACGGUAGAGUAACGCCAUUCACUUCCCAGCUCCAGAUAGGAAGUUUUUAUUGAAAAUUUGUUCAAAAAAUGUAAGAUAUCUUCUUAAUCUGACCCAAGAUUCGAACCAAGGACCUCGUAAUCCGAAGCCAAAUUGGCUAACUACUAAGACCACGGCAGCUAAUAUGUAAACCUCAAAAAUUCAAGAAAAAGAUAAUCCAUGUCACUAACUGUACUGUAAUGUAAGUUUCAACUACAUUACGUCUUACGCUAGUUAACGUCUGGAUUAUGUCGUUAUAUAAAAAUAAAUGUCUGACUCGGACUGCAUAGUGUUUCCGCACUAAAAUCUUAAAUAUUUACAAAUUGUUCGUAUUUCGAUGCUCUAUUUGACAUUUAUCAUUUCUCUUAGGUUUUAGUAAUUGAAAAAAAAAUGUAUUAAUUUUGGCACAACAUGGAAUUUCAAAAAUUCUAUUUUCUACAAACAGUAUUGUUUAAAAAUUAUCUUAUAAUUUAUACGUAGGGUACUUUCAGUGUUAAUAAAUGUUAAUAAUACUAAUUAGUACAUAAUUAAAUUAGAUGUAACUUAAUUAAAUUUCAUUAUUAUUAUCCAGACAAAGUUACAAAAUAGAUUGUUUCUAGCUACCAAACUGUGUAGUUACUAAACUGUGACAUUAUUUUUCUAAAAAAAAAAAAUAAAGGUGACGAGUUAUUAAAAAGUAUGUGCGAUAAUUCGCGUACCAAAUAAAAGGUCCUGGCUUCGAUUCUCAGCUGAUGCUAAUAUUGGAAACAUCAUUUGUUUUGCCUGGUACUGGUACCUGAGGUGCAUUUUUGCAUGGGCCGCUUAAAAGUCCUAAGUUCUAUUCUUAGCUUAGAUUUAUUUACAAAUUGCUUCAGGUGGAUUAUUUUUGGUCUUUGGCCGUGAUUGUUCAAUUUCUUAACUGCAUGCUGAGAAUUGUUACUAUACAAGAUAAAUAUCUUCAAAUCUCAUCUAGUAUUAGGAACGUCUAUGUAUUGAACUAUGAAACUAUCAAUGUAAUGGUAAGAACAAAAAAAAAUACUAUUUAAGUGUAAAACUGUGUAAAUUUUCGAUUCAAUUUUUGACAUGUUGGUUAUUUAUAUAAAAUUUAAUGUGCUGCUAUGAUCUGGCGUGAAAUGUACAUACUAAUAUAAUAUAAUAAUUAUUAAGAUGAUAAAUGUUAUGUGGAAUUCGAUUAAUGUAUUGCUUACGUCACAAUUUCGUACACAAAAAUAUCGAAAAUUAUUGUGUAACGCGACUCGUUAUUCACAAAUCAUACGGUGGCCAUGGAAUUUUCCAGAAUAGCUCAUGUAAUCAAUUAAUCAAGGUUAUAAUCUAUCUUCAUUCCAAAUUUCGGCCAAAUCGGUUCAGCAAAGGCGUGAAGAGGUAAACUCUAAAACAUACUAUAAUAUACAUAUAUGUAUAUGUUCUCAAAUGUUUAAUCCAUAAUUAAACAGGUUUUCUUUUCAAUGAAUGACAAAAUUUAAAUAAUCAAUUCAUUCCAGUUUUUUUGCUGAAAAAGUAGUUAUUUCGGGUGGGGAUCGAACCUAUAUCCCUCGGUAUACAAUUCGACCUAUUGACAGCGGAACUAUCGGUGCAUCAAAGUUGUCAUUCAUUUAUAAAACAAAAUUACUACUCUGUGGUUUUGAUUUAUUUUGUGACGUAACCAAUGCAUGGUUUCUUAGGAGUCUUAUUUCUUUCUAACUUGUAGAAUAAUGAGGGUAGGUACGGCGUAUUUCUUCUUAUGUCCCUUGGGCUGGAAUUUUCGAGCCAUUCAAAACUGAGCGUUAUUUUCAACGUCUUAGAAUCCAAUUGGUGUAAGGCAAAAGUUCUGUCGUUUCACUUUUCGUUGAUACUAACUAUAAAAAGUACUUUAGUGCUAUUUUUCAUAAUAUUAAAUCGAUUGUGAUUAUGUAUCAUGACAUUGAAAGAGCGCCAUCUAUUGUCAGUUUUCUCGUAUUGUAACUACGUAUACGCCAUCUAGUUAGGAGACUUUGAAGUUAUUUUGUAUGGAAUUGAAAGAUACGAAAGAAUUUAUUCUUCAAUCAUUUGUACUAUUAGAUUAGUAAUUCAUGAAGAAGGUCGUCAAGAUAUAAAGAAAAUCGACAGAAUUUUCCUGUACACCGAAAUUCUAUACCUCCAACUUUAUGCUGUAGUCAUUUUUCUCUUAUGUACUUUGUAUACAUCGUGCUUUGAUUUGACAACAUUUUACAUAUUUACCUUUUGAAUUGAGGCAGGUUUAAAUUUGUUAUUUUACCGGCUUUAUCGCGAUUUUUCGGUAUUUCGCAAUAUUUGUCGAGUAUCUGAGAAAAUUAAAAAUUACACCAAGAUUCAACAAAUUACACCUGUAAUAUGUAGGCUAAAAUUAUUGACAACAGAUAAAAAAUAAAUAAAAAUUGAUAGCAUAUGAGCUAUUAAAAAAAACUCUAAAUGCAGUGAAAUGUUGUCCUAAUAUAGAGAUAGUAUACGCUAAUGUUUUUGUUGCAUUUUCUUUUUAUUAUUGUUUUUUUUUCUGGUUUCUUCUAUGGUAUUUCUAUUUGAUGUUCUAUUAUGGGUAUCUUUUAUAAGACUUCAGGUAGACAUUGUAUGUGUGUUAUUAUGAUUAAAUUGAUAGAAAUGUGUAAAAA